Rotaria sordida is the source of this 2093-nucleotide messenger RNA. Lineage: Eukaryota; Metazoa; Rotifera; Eurotatoria; Philodinida; Philodinidae. The record is from the annotation of a GenBank genome assembly.
AUGUCAAAUCCAUUUUUAAUUCUAUCUGAUUCAUCAUCAACUUCAACAAAUCCAUAUUCAACAGCAUCUUCAAAAGUAGUUUCAAUCGAUAAUGAUUCUUCUUCUUCGACUACAAAUAUUUAUAAAGAUAUUCUUGAAGAUGUUCUUCUAUGUACCAUCGAUGAACAACCAUCAUCAUCACUUAUCUAUUUAGCUGAAUUAGCUAUGGAAUUACCUGAAAAUUUCGAUAAGAAUUUUAUUGAUCAAGCUUUAUUUGAACGUCUUCAUAUGAUAGAUCCAUCAAGUCAAUUAUUAACAUCAACAAUAAAAAAAUCAACAAUAAGAAAUGAUAUAAAUAUGAUUACUGAAAAUCGUUGUAUACAUUAUUUAGUUGGAUGUUAUCAAAGAUUAUUACGACAACGUAAUCAUUUUAAAUUAGUAUUCGAAGAUAUUAGAAAAUUAUUUAUUGAUCAUACAAAAACAGCAAUUAGUUUACCAGAUCUAUAUGAUGGUCAAGAUUUAUCUAAACAAUGGUUAGAAUUAUUAAUUGAUGGUCAAGAAAAUCCACUUUUAUAUGAGUAUAUUGAUUGUAUUAAUAAUGAUUUUUUAUCAGAAAUAACCGAUGAAAUUGAAAAUCUUUAUAAUUCUGUCUUUCGUUAUAUAUAUAAAAUGAUUCAACCACUUGAUUAUUUUUCUACUGAACUUAUUACAUAUAUUGGAGUAUUAAAAUAUCUAGCAAAAUGGCCAGCACUUGUUCGAAUUAUCUUUCGAUUAUCUCAUCCAAAAACAACAUCUAAUCGUUCUAUACAACAUCCUUUUGGACAAUCAGGUGGUGGUCGAGCAUUUGAAGAUACAUUAAUUGGUAGUCUUCUUUCAAAAUCAUGUUUACCUUCAUUACCUGGAAAACCUUAUUUAUUCUUUGAAAAACCAAAAGUAAUGACCGAACAUGAUGUUGAUUUAACAUCUAAAACAAUGUGGCAACCAAUGCGAACAUAUCAACAAAAUUUAUCUGAUUUAUUUUUGGCUUUUGUUAAAAAUGGUGAUGUACGUAAUGAUAUAUUAAAAUGGAUUGGUGAUUGUUUAGUUGAAAAUCGAGGAAAAAAUAAAGAAUGGUCUUCACAUAAUCCUUUAACUGCAUAUUUAUAUGUUAGUGAUGGAUUUUUAUUGAAUUUAAAUUUUAUUUUACUUAAUUUUGCACGACCCUUUUCGGAACCUUAUUCACCAAAAUUAUUAAAAAUUAAUCCUAUUUAUGCAAUUAGUCAAAAUGAAAAUGUUCAUUUAAAAGAUCUUUAUAAAGAUACACCUAUGAUUGUUCGUGAUGAAGAAAAUAUCGAUGAAAAAAAUAAUACAAUAACAUUUAAUUUUAUAACAGAAAUUUUUUUUAUGUCACAUCUUAGUUAUUCUUGUUCAGUACAAAGACUUCAUCGAAAAUUAUUAAAAAUUAAUGAAGAAUUAUCACAUGUACAACAUGCAUAUAAUGAUGCAACUAGAUUACAUGGAGCUAAUGAUGAAAAUGUACAAAGAUUAGAAGAAGCAAUGGAAAAAGGUAAAAAUACAAACACUUUUUCUUUUCGGUAGAUUCGCAUCUUUAAAUUAAAAAUAAGAGAAUACGCGGUUUUGUACGACAAAAAAAAGUACAUUGAAGCAAACAUACGACAGAUAUUUACAUUAUGAGUUAGUUCACUAUUGAAAAUGUUUAAUAUGUAUGUAGUUAAUCUGACUCAGAUUUUCUAUAUAAUUCUACUUCAUUAAGUAAGUGAAAGAACUAUUCAAACAGAUCAGUUUAGAUAAGGAAACAAAUCCAUAUCCAAUUAUAUCUAUAUGAAUUUUGAAUACUUAGGAUGAUGUUUUAAAUGACAUUAUCUCUUUAUAAAUAGAAAAAAAAACAUGAUGAUUCGGAUGUGGGUACGAAGGAUAGUAACACACGUACUCUACCGGGUGUUAAAUAAUCUUUGCCUUCCUCUCUACAACUUAAAGUAUCGAUAAUAUCACAAAUGUAUUUUAUACCAAAUUAAGGUGCGUCAAAAACUGAAUGGUAAAGGUUAUGAAGACCUUUUACUAUCGAAUUUAAGAGAUUUUCUGAAAUUUGAUACUUUUUUGGUGUAAAAAAGUAA